CACGCUCUCUCUCACAUCCAUAAAAUACAACUGUAAUGCUUUCUCUCUCUUCCUCCAUUAACACACGUUUUCUUUCUCUCUCUAGAAAUGGGAACCGCGAUUCUCCGUUCACACGAUUGCCUUCAACGUCGCUUUCUUCCCAACGACGCCUUGUCAGUCCCUUCCUCACCGAUUCCAUCUCGCAAAAACUGUAGCCCCAACCCUAACUGCAAAUCCUAUGUCAACCAGAAUCGUCGCCGGAAACGGAGUCCGGUGUCCUCCCCGCCGGUUAAGCAAAACGAUCGGAGAAAUUCCGGAGAUCGGACUGUUGCUCCGGUGAAUCUUGUUAUGGGACAAGUUAAGAUUCUGAAAAGAGGUGAGAAGUUGAGUCCGGAGAUUAGCGAAGAUGGGGGACUCGUUUUGAAGGCUAUGGAUCUGGAUCUGGAUUUAGAUCUGGAUUUGGACAAAACUGAUUUGGUGUUGGGAUCAACGGAUCGGUUUGGACCUGAUCCAGUAGCGAUGCAGGAACAGAUUAAGAUUUCGGAGUCGAAUUUGAAAGACGGAAUUUAUGCUGGAUCGGCGUUUUUUUCUUCUCCUCCGCCGAGUUCUGUUCCGGUUCCGUUUUUUUUGCGGAAGAACGGUGUGGCUACCAGUGAUUUGAGGCGGUUGUUACGGCUUGAUUUGGAAUGAUUAGUUGAUUUUCGUUUGUUUACUUUCUUCUUUCCGAGUAGAUGAUUUGUCAUGGAUGGUUGUUUGUUCGCAGGGUCCUUAGCGUGCUUCCUUUAUUUUUUCAAGAGGAUUGCACGCAGGGUGCGAACGCAUGAAGAAGGUUUGAAAGCGUAGCAAAGGUGUUAGUAAUGAAGGUUUAAUUGAAGGGUUAAUUGUUCAGUGUUUAGUUCCUGAUAGGGAACUUAGUUACAGUUAGGUUUUGGGGUUAGUUCAUAUGUUGAUGACAAAAGGGAUGAAUCUAUUGUAAUUUCUUUUAGUCUGAUAUAAGUGAAUAUAGAGUAUAGUUUCAAUUUAGGGUUUGUGAAGUCAAGGUGUUUGAUUUUCAUAUUGAAGAAUAAAGUUAGUUGUUUUAGUUCUAGGUUUAAGUUUUGGGUCUUUUGUUAUAUUCUGGUUUAUUUUCAUGCUGGUGUACCAGUAUUUGUGAAAUUCAAUGGUAAUAGAAGAAAGCUUUUAGUAUUACUUUUCA
Vicia villosa (hairy vetch) is the source of this 1174-nucleotide messenger RNA. RefSeq lists its product as uncharacterized. The transcript has a single exon. The record is from RefSeq and is a predicted model, not a curated record. NCBI's taxonomy places the organism in Eukaryota, Viridiplantae, Streptophyta, Magnoliopsida, Fabales, Fabaceae. The coding region runs from base 88 to 669 and encodes 193 amino acids.